This is a messenger RNA of Camelina sativa (false flax), 2277 nucleotides long. RefSeq names its product pentatricopeptide repeat-containing protein At3g48250, chloroplastic. The record is from RefSeq and is a predicted model, not a curated record. Gene Ontology annotation, biological process: RNA splicing. Lineage: Eukaryota; Viridiplantae; Streptophyta; Magnoliopsida; Brassicales; Brassicaceae. Gene Ontology annotation, molecular function: protein binding.
ACCCUAUUAUUGUCACUAUCUUCACUUCGUCUUCCUUCUUCCAAAAAACACAAAAUCACAGUAGUAGCAGCUGUAGCCAUGUACAGAUCAAAGGCAAUCCUGUCAUCUCUUAGAAACGCUUACUCACAGAUCUCCACUCGAUCGUAUCUAAGCCGAGCUCAGGUGGGUGUUUCCUCAAACUCGUCUUCGCCUCUCGAUUCAUUUGCAAUCCCUAGUCGAUUUCAGUGGCAAUAUCGCACCUUUACUUCGAAACCAGAUUCUAUGCUUCAGUUAGUGAUGGAGAAUGAUUGGUCUAAGGAAGUAGAGGAAGGGUUGAGGAAACCAGAUAUGUCUCUAACCCACGAGACUGCAAUUUACGUUUUGAGGAAAUUGGAGAAGAGCCCAGAUAAAGCUUAUUGCUUUAUCGAUUGGGUUUUAAGAGACUCAGGGCUUAGUCCAAGUUCUCCACUUUAUAGCAUUAUGUUGAGGAUUUUAGCGCAGCAGAGAUCUAUGAAACGGUUUUGGAUGACUCUGAGUGAGAUGAAACAAGGAGGGUUUUAUUUAGACGAGGAUACGUAUAAGACUGUUUACAGUGAGCUUAAUAAGGCGGAAUCAAAAGCAGAUGCUGUCGCUGUUGCUCAUUUCUAUGAGAGGAUGCUUAAGGAUAACGCAAUGUAUGUUGUUGCAAAGAAUGUUUCUGCUGCUGUUUUGAAGGUGGAUUGGGGUUGUGAGGUUGAGAGGGAAUUGCAGGAGAUGAAACUUGUCUUGUCGGAUAAUUUUGUUAUUAGGGUGUUGAAGGAGCUAAGGGAUCAUCCCUUGAAAGCUUUGGCUUUUUUCCAUUGGGUUGGUGGUAGUUCUUCUGGUUAUCAACAUAGUACCGUUAGUUAUAACGCGGCAUUGAGGGUUUUGGCUAGGCCUAACUCAGUUACGGAGUUUUGGAGUGUUGUUGAUGAAAUGAAGACCGCGGGGCAUGAGAUGGAUCUUGACACUUAUAUAAAGGUUUCAAGACAGUUUCAGAAAUCUAGAAUGAUGACUGAGGCAGUUAAGCUUUAUGAAUUUAUGAUGGAUGGUCCGUUCAAGCCAUCUAUUCAAGAUUGUAGUCUUCUGUUGAGGUCUUUAUCGGCUGGUCCCAACCCGGAUUUGGAUUUGGUUUUUCGUGUUUCGAGGAAAUAUGAAUCAACUGGGAGUUGUCUCUCAAAGGCUGUUUAUGAUGGAAUCCACAGGUCUUUAACCAGUGUGGGUAGGUUUGACGAAGCUGAGGAAAUUGUGAAGGCUAUGAGAAAUAAGAGUUAUGAGCCGGAUAACAUCACAUACAGCCAACUCGUAUUUGGGCUUUGUAAAGCUAAGAGAUUAGAAGAAGCACGAGGAGUCGUAGAUCAAAUGGAAGCACAAGGAUGCUAUCCGGACAUUAAAACUUGGACUAUUCUGAUCCAAGGGCACUGCAAAAACAAUGAACUGGAUAAGGCCUUCGCGUGUUUUGCCAAUAUGUUAGAGAAAGGGUUUGAUAUUGACUCUGAUCUGCUUGAUGUCUUGAUAGAUGGGUUUCUUAGCCAAGACAGGAUAGACGGGGCGUAUAAAUUCCUUAUGGAGAUGGUGAAAAAUGCUAAUGUAAGGCCUUGGCAAAGCACUUACAAGACUCUUAUAGACAAGCUGCUAGAAAUCAAGAAGGGCGAAGAAGCGCUAGAUCUUCUUCAGAUGAUGAAGAAGCAAAAUUACCCUGCAUAUGCAGAAGCUUUUGAUGGAUACCUUGCAAAGUUUGGGACUUUGGAAGACGCUAAGAAGUUCUUGGAUGUGCUAAGCUCCAAGGAUUCUCCUUCCUUUGCAGCUUACUUUCAUGUCAUUGAAGCUUUCUAUCGAGAAGGGAGACUUGCCGAUGCAAAAAAUCUUCUCUUCAUAUGUCCCCAUCACUUUAAAACACACCCUAAAAUCUCUGAACUCUUCGGUGCUGCAGCUUGAGAUAUUAUGUCACCCAAUUGUUCUGCAGAAUAUAACCGAGAGGUCUUCUACUGUUUAGAAGUCUUUCGACCUCUCUGGACUCUGGAGUAAAACUCUAACACUGUCUUCUCGAAUAAUGGCCAUUCCUCUGUUUUACGUGCUGCAGGGUAAUGAAGAACCAGUUUAUAGUAAGCUGAAUUUGUUGUAGGCUUUGUUGAUGGAAUUGAAGGAUGUUGUGGAAUUGUUCAUAAACAGUUUGCAUUUAUUUAUUUAUUUUGCAAUUGUUGAGUUCCUCUCUCACUUUCUUGUUUUCUUCAACUCAUUAUUAAAUGAAAUUUUUAUCAGAGGAUGCAGUUAUGGAUA